This is a messenger RNA of Gadus morhua (Atlantic cod), 3038 nucleotides long. RefSeq names its product immediate early response 3-interacting protein 1. Bases 975 to 2009 code for a protein of 344 amino acids. Gene Ontology annotation, cellular component: endoplasmic reticulum membrane; Golgi membrane; COPII-coated ER to Golgi transport vesicle. The transcript is spliced from 7 exons. The record is from RefSeq and is a predicted model, not a curated record. Lineage: Eukaryota; Metazoa; Chordata; Actinopteri; Gadiformes; Gadidae. Gene Ontology annotation, biological process: endoplasmic reticulum to Golgi vesicle-mediated transport.
ACGAGUAAAUAACACAAAUAAAGUAAGGCUUACUAUAAUGGUUGUACUUUUUUAUGUACCUGUUCCGAUCGCGUACCAUGUGAUCCUUACGGCCACCGUAGCCUACGUCAAACUUGUAAACGUUGUAAGAAUCCAGGUCCAACUGCAGCAACAACAUGGCCUUUACUUUAUACUCUCUCAUCCAAGCAGCGAUCUUGUGUGUGAAUGCAGUCGCCGUGUUACACGAAGAGAGGUUUCUUAGUAAAAUUGGCUGGGGGGUGGACCAAAGCGUCGGAGGGUUUGGGGAUGAACCAGGUGUCAAGGUGCAGGUGAUGACCCUCAUUCGAUCCGUAAGAACAGUGAUGAGAGUGCCGUUGAUAGCAGUGAAUUCGGUUUGCAUUGUGCUACUGCUGCUGUUCGGGUAAGGAUGACCUCUUUGUGGCAUCAGGAACCCGUCUCCACAUUACGAACAGACCCACUCGUCGUUGCCAGAACCCGCGAUCAGCAGCAUGUCCCGACAGCAAGCCACGACAUGGAGCACCGCCCGAAUCAUGCCUUGGUUUUAAUGCAGCGCAACGCUUAUAAAUGCCAUUUUGUGUUCAAUAUCGCUUCUGUUGUAAUGUCAAUGCGGCCACGGACUACUGACAAAUAAUGCAGCAUCACUUCAAUUAGUUGUACUUUUUGUAGCUGUUUGUUUGAUCAAUGCAAUGUUUUUACAAUUAAACUUUUUGAAAUUCACAUGCGCAUUCUGGUUGUCGCUUACCGCACUCCGUACUUCCUGUGUGAAUUAUGUUGUGAUAUGAUGACCUGUGGUUUUGAUUUCUGGAAGUAUACAAGCGUCCCUAGGUGUAGGCAUAUCGGGGUCAUAAGUCAUGGAGAUGGAUAAGCAUAGUAUUGCGUUGUGCGUAUAUACAGUAGACUACGUCACCAGGGCCCAUAUGUGGCUGCGAUCGGACAUUGAUUUUUAAACUCAAUCCCUUCAGCACAGCAUCACGAUGGGAAAUACACAGAGUUUCGUGGUCGCCUCUUUCUCUUUGAGUGCAAUUUAUCUAUUUUAUGCUCAUGUGUAUCGCUCUCAUAAAGCCCUGAAAUCAACCGUUGUAAACUACGAGGACCGUCUGCCAGGACUCGGAUACCUUUUUGCACGAUAUUUGCUCAAAGCUCUUUUAGUAACUCGGGGGUCUAUAAUAAACAAGAAGCAAACCGACCUCUCAUACACGCUUAUUAACUGCAGGCUUGAAAACCAACUGUUGAGGAAGUUCUGUGCUGCAGCAGGUUACGGUUGGGACUACCCAGACAGCGAAUACAGAGACGUUCCUCUGUGUUUCCCAGAGGUCCUCUGUCUCAGGCUGCUGUUGAUGGUGCUGACCUCAUCCCACUUCGCCUUGAACCCAGCAGGUCUGGUGCGUGUGCGGCAGACCCUGAGAACUCUGCAGCCCAUUGAUGAGUUGACUAAGGGCCGGUUCACACUGCACGCCCGGGUCCUGGAGUACCGGACGGUCAGAAGCGGAGCAGAGGUGGACGUCUUUAUGUCAGCCACGUCCCGCUGCGGUCAGCUGGUGUGGGAGAGCACCCUGACACUGCUCUCCAGGGAAAAGUUUUACAAGACGCUCCAAAGUCUGCCCACAGAUCAUAAAAAAGAUUUGCCUGAUGUAGCCCUUUUGAAGAGAGUAGCAAUGAGGGUCCCAUGGAGUACUGGGCUUUGCUUCGCUUGGUCCUUCUCUGACUACUCCCCUAGUCCCCUCCUGUCCCUCCCGGCAAGGCUUCUUGGCUGCAGGGACAGAAGCUCCCCCAGCUUGUGGAUGCUGUCUGUCUGCCUGGCGGAGAUGGAGAAGCACAGAGGGGUAGAUGCUAUAAGACCUCCCAUCAACCUUACUGUUCAAUUCCUGGAGCCUCUCUUGGUCCCAGGCCAGGUGAUCAUCACGUUCUGGGAAACAGUGACCAAAGAUGGGGGGAGAGGGCUCCGUUUUCAAAUGGAGCAACAUGCCAACUCUGUGACUUAUGUGGAUGGAUUAAUCUGUAGGACCUGAAUCAAAUUUGUGGGUAUUCAUCUUGUCUUAAUGGAAGCACAGCAAAAAGUUUCAUUUACGACUUUACAGUCUAUUUGACUUUUGCAAUUUCCUAACACAUUUCUCUAACAAUAAGUGGUUGUACAUGACAUAAUAUAAAACAGCCGUUACUUUUUCUGAUUUUGACAUUAUCAUAUAAAAAUCACUGAUCACCAAACUGACCCCAUUUUGGCUUAGCUGCAGCCUGCAGUCUGCCUCUUUUAUUUCUUGUCAUUUCGAAGCACAGAUUCAGCAUUGCUUAAGUACCACUAAAUGUACCAUUCAUUCACGUCAAUCUGUAUUGAAAAAUUGACAUUUUCCUGUGUGAAUAGGUUGCCACAAUUGUUUUAAUAUAUAUUUUUUACUUGAAAUACUAAGUCAAAAAGUGUUUUGAUUCAGUUCAUGGUGUAAUUGGCCAACUCAUUUCACACCAACUUAUCUGAUUAACAUUGCCACAAAUGGGCUUUUCCAAGGUUGGCCUGUAGUGUUAAAUGCAAUCACCUCUGUUCCUGAAAUUUAGAUGGCCCUUUUGAUCACCACUUUAAUGUUAAACCCGUUCUCUGUACGUUUUCCCAUUAGCAAUCUCUAGUGGCUUGAGUUGUAGCUAGAUUUAUAGCUGUUUUAUUUUCAGAAAUGAUUACAAACUGAGUGUCAGCUCAAUCCAACAAUGGGAUCAGUAUUAUUAUUAUUAUUAUUAUUAUUAUUAUUUUUAUUUAUUAAUUUGUUAAAAAGUUAAAAAGUGCAGAAUUAAUUUAUAAAAAAAGGUAUUUUAAACAAGUCGGAUGAUAGGCCUACUUAUAUUUUGUGUUAUACAACAUAAUUCAUUAUGGUACCAGUUAAUGAUUACAGAAAUGAGAUUCCUAGCAAUGAUGUCACAUGGAGAAGCAUGCAUUUCCAAGUGGCUACAUAGUAUUGAGUAUUAUAUUUUGAGAUAGUGUCAGAGUCGGAGAGAAUUAUGUCAAACUAUGUACCAUAUAAACUGUAAAAUAAACAUGAACCUCAAUCAAGAAA